UGUAAUUUAAAGGAAAUCAUGUUUAAUCUGUAUGUAAAUCAAUUUCAGUCAUUUAUUACAAUAAACCAUUAUAAAACUUAUACAAAUAUAAUAUAAAUAGAAUGUCAUGAUUUAUAUGUAUAUGUAUAUGAGAGGACAACUUGCAGAAAUAUUCUUCAAGGCUGAUUUUCAAAUGAAGUCAUUUCAAUAUGAAUAUAUAUUUUUUUAGUGUGUUACAGAUAAAAGUACUUAGAACCAGAAAUUUACAUAACUACGUAUAUUUUUCGUGUAUUUAUUCAUGUAGUCAGCGAUAAGGUCAUUGCUAAAUAUAUCAUCUUUUUUUAGUCGAUCCGACCAAUCAGUUAUUGAAAUUAAACUCAACAUAGUUCGGUGCUAAUUUGUAUUGGUCCAAUUUUUUUUUAAUUGAUUCGACGUUUCAUUGUAACUUGGUCUUACUGUAAUACGUGUUAAAAACAUAUGUAUGUAGGUAUCAGGCAAUUACAAAACUUUAAAUAAAUUUAGGAGAAAGAAUUUUAAGAAUGAAAAGGUAGUGUCAAAAUUGCUACAUGUUUGCUGUUCACUCAAAACACCUCAACGAAUGGUGUAAAAGUGUAGGUUAUGCAGAUUGUCUGCAGAGUAAUGUAAUGAAUAGCUGUGGGAACUCUAAUAUUAGCACGAAGCUACGUGGAUCUAAGUGCUCGGAAAUACAGGAAGAAUCUGUUAGCAAUAAUCGUGCUGGAGGGUUAGAGAAAGGAGAUAUAAAUGUUUUAAGUGGUUAUAAUGCAAAUGAUUUUAAUACUCCAAGAGGCACACUGGUCAUUUGUCAAAGAAAUACACACACGUAUUCGUCUGAGCAUAAUUUCUCCAGAUUCAAACCAAGAAUCGGUGCUGUUCCACGCAAUGAAUUCCGAAUGGCUCGUGGAGGCAGCUCUGGAGAUCGUGCCAGGGGCACAUUACGGGGUAGAGCAUUUAAAAAAACACCUACCGAUCGCGACGCGAAUUCCGAAACCAGCUACUAUCCUACGACUAGACCAAAAUUUCAAGAAUCGUUGAAAAACCAAGAAAAUGCACAGGGAAAAUAUUAUGAUGACAAGAGAAUAUACGAAGAUUCUAGAAUUUCUAAACUGAUGAGGAAAUUAUGUCGGGAAGAUGAUUACGAUCACUUUAUGGUGCUAUGUAAACAAGCGCAAGAAGGUAUAAUAGCAUCUGAAAAUCAAAGGUACAUACGACGAAAUUUGGAUGUUAUUUGUGAUAGUCUAUUAGAUUUAUUACAUACUGGUCCUGGACCGGAAGCAAAACAACAAGUUGCAAAAUGUUUAGGCCGCGUCGGCUAUGCUGCUGAGCAAGAUUUUAAACGCUACAUGGAUUGGGUUUUCAAUAAAUGUUCGAUGGAAAGGAAGGACGAUAUAAAGUCCCUUUUGAUCAGGUCCUUUAUCGAAGCUUUUAAAUUGGAUGCAGGAUCUCCGAGACUAAAAGAAUUCUCAGUGCUAAUGAUGUCACAGCUGCAAUCAACGCUAGAGAAUGUGGAUCGUUCUGAUUUACUGGUAGCAACGGUGGAUGCUAUAUUGCUGAUAAUGGAAUCUUAUCCUGAAACGUUUUCAAAUCAUUUUCGCGAUACGGUUGACAUAUUAGUGGGUUGGCAUAUCGACUCGACACAGCAAAAAGCGAUUGCGACUUACGCAAGUCGUAGCUUGCAAAGAUUACGAAGCUUUUGGAUAGCCGACUUACAAUUUACUUUAACGCUAUUGGGACAGUUUUUAGAGGACAUGGAAAGUUAUGACGAAGAAUUAUCUUUACCAGACUCUGGCAGAAGUUCGCCCGGAGAUGAAACAUCUCCAACGCCCAAAGAAUGUAUCCGUCGCAUUACCUCUUUGAUUUCAGUGUUCAAUACAGUCACGAAAAGUAUAUCCGAGCAUUUGAAUCCCAAUCUGACUCCAAACGUACAAUGGUCGUUUUUAUCCGAUUGUUUGUCAAAGAUGUUGAAAACAGUCGUGAAAGCGAUUGAAUUAGACGAUGACAAUGAAAUUUUGCUUGCAAAAUUAACCCUUUCAUCCGAGGGUGCUGACGAGUUGCUGAAGCGCAUCCAAAAUGUAAGCGUUAUUCCGGCAAGAAAUUCGAAUAAAUCGGAGUUAAACGAAGAGGACAUCGUCAGUAUGUUCAAGUCACUGAACCUUAAUAAAAAUGAUUUAAAAAACUUGAAACAUAACAUCGAGAAAGAGACUUUAUUGAAAGAAAGAGAAUCAUUGUUAAGCAUCGUACGAUGGAUGGAAUUGAAAGCAAAGAGAAACUUAGACUUGACCGAAGAAAAGGAAGAAUUAAUAGUAGUCGCGAAUGAGUGCGCAUUUUUAUUACUGGGAUAUCUCCAGAGUCGUAUAACGAAAAAUCACGAAUUACUUUACAAGUUUAUCGAUCUUCAGUUGAAAAGAGUAAACAUCUUCUGGGACGACACGAUCAUUUCUAUGUUGAAUACCAUUUCAAAAAUAAUAAAAGAGGUCUCUGCAAAUCUACCACUGGAACUGGUACACAAAUUGCUGGGAAAAGAUUCUGUAUUACUCAAAUUAAGAUUUCGUGAUUCGAUUUCCAUUCAGAACGCCAGCCUAGGCGUAUAUCACAGUCUGCUUAGCUUGAAAAAUAUCCCACUGCUACAGGAAUCGUAUCGUUACAUAUUGUCCGAUUUAGAAAUUGCUUAUAAACUUAUUUUAUCGGACAUCGAAAGUUUAGUUGUGGAUAAUCCGUUACUCAACGAUGUAAAAUAUAAAAAAAAUGACGCGGAAAUCGUGGUUAUUUUCUUGUUGAGAGCUCUUUCUGAUAUAGCGAACGCAAGUAAUUCGAUCAUCGGUAUGUGGGCACUAAAACCAAGCAUCUUGGAGUUGUUGGCAGUCAAGUUGAAGCUUUACGACAGUAGUUUAUCAGCCUCCAGCCCGCUAUUACAAUAUAGUAUUUUGUAUUUGUUGUAUGCUCAUUGUUCCAGAUACAACCACUUCGUACCAAGUUCAAGCUUAAUAACUGGGACUACUGCUUGUCGUCCGAUAGAUAUGUUCCCCGCAGCGUUGGACGUACCAACGACAUCGCCUACCAGUGGUCAUCUCUCUAUAAUUCUGAAUCUGAUAGCUAAAAGUUACAACGAACAUACACCUGAGCAGACAUUGUUGCUCUUGUCAACGUGGAUGCAAGAAAUUUGUAUACAAUCGGAAAAUUAUAUCGGUAUCUUAAGUAAAACGAAAGAAUAUGAGAACGUUCUCGCUAGUCUGGUUAGUUGUGGCGCUACCAUCGAUCGAGAUAUCUCCAUUGCCGUUUGUAAUCUCUUUGAAAUAUUGAUGAGCGCGAAGAAUGUUACGUGGAAGGAAGAGAUUUACGGGUACAUCGUGGAUCUAGUGAUGUUGCAUUUAACUUCACGAGACGAAGUUGUAAGGGAAAAGUAUGGUUCUUUAUUGACACGCGUACCCCUGAACAUAGUAAUACCGAAACUCAAUAAAGAAUGUGUACUGUCGGAAACAAAGAAAUAUAUGGGUAUCAAAAGUUACUCGACCGAAUCCUUAAUUCUCGCUCAGAGAUUGCAUAUGCGAGGAAACAAUAAUGGAGAGAUGCAAGCUCAACAUUUUAAGACGUACAUGGCCUUUUUAUUGCAAGAACAGUAUCUAGAUGCUUCGGAAUUAUCAGAAAUAUUUACAUUAUGUUGUCCAAUUUUGUCUGAAAACGAGACUACAAGGAAGAUGUAUCGAUUGGCAUUGGUAAAUCAAUCCUUCUUAUAUUUUUGGGCCGGUUUCGAGGCAGCUCAACACUGUGUGACCAACAAACUUCGCACAUCUUUGGGAAAGCCACAGGAAACGUUCACGUCGAUCGAAAGUGCCCUGAAAACAUUGGCCCGCGAGAUAUCGUACAGCUUGGAGGUAACCAGGAAAGAAAAGCGAAGUUUGGAUCAUCUAUUGAGCGAACAUACACGCGUCCGAUUAUUCAUCGAGUUUCUCGAACAUCUCGAAAGGGUGAUACACAACGCGGCCGAAGGCUGUGCGAUUGCUCUGUUGCCAUUGUCGAAACCAGUUAGAACCUUUUUUCACACGAACAAGUCGACUUGCAAGGAAUGGUUAAAUCGCAUUCGAUUAGCAUUGUGCGUAGUGUCGUUGCAUUCUGGCCUGGCUAGUAGCGCUUUGAGAAAUAGUCAAAGGUUGCUGGAAGAUCUAAGCAACAGCGAUAACACGCAGGGUAUCGAGUUCGAAAGGGCCACGCUUUGCACGGCACAAGCGAUGGUGAUACUAGGUGAAGCGGAAGCGUUACAAGGACUUUACGUUUACACCAAAGAGAAAGACAGAAAGUUUCCUUGGCUGAAAGCUGCGAUGGAAGAAGCUGCGAAUCAUUACGAAUCCGCUGCUGAAGCGUACAAAUUAACUAUCGAGGAACACGUGCGUGUCUCGAAUAAUCGUUCGAGAAGAGAUUCGGAGCACGAAGAAGAGGGUGAGGAAGAAGGCGAGGGUGGAAGUAACAGUGUUGACGGUACUAACGUCAGCGAGGAACUUUCUUCCGAUGGUAAAGGUAAACACACGAAGCCAGAGGGUGACAAUCAAGUUCUUAGCUUUUGUAUGCAACGAUUGUCUCAUUGUUACGAAGCGAUCUCCGAUUGGACUCAGUUGGAAGCUUGGAAACAACAGCAAGCGGAAAUCCUUUCUCGAGAUAAAAAUGCCUCGCUUAAAAGGCACCUGCCAGCUGAGAGUAGUACCCAUCGGCAAGCGAAAUGUUUAAAAAGCUUCGAGAACGGUGAGGCUAUACCUCUAGAGGAUCUAACAAACUGGAAUUUAUUGGAAGGCGAAACUGGGAAACCAGGUAAUUGGAGUUGCGCGAAAACUCUGGUCGAAUGUAGUAACACGUUGAAAAAUAUCGCUCUCAGGAUUUAUCUGAACGAUUACAAAGAUCAUUUCGAGGAAGAGAUCGAACGAUGCCGGAAGGUGUCGGCUAAAAUAAUGGAAGAAGGUCUUAGAAACGUGCCCUCGGAGUACUUAAACGAAUCGAUAUUGGUACGCUUUUCAGCUGACGGAUUGAAGAGCUUGUUAUCGGACCGAGAAGAGAACGUGUUCGAAUUGUAUAAGAGCGAGAAGGUCGACCAUAUGGAUUCGAGCGUUUUAACGCGAACUCUUUGGUGGUCGGAAUAUUUCGGCAGGGUAAGAAAGAAGGACUCGAAACCGUCGUUGAACAGCAACGACGUAGCUGAUUUACGACUGCACAUUGUUCGCACUGCUAGGAAGGAAGGUAACUUCGAGCUAGCGAAACGCGAACUCCUGAAUUACUUGAAAUCCGAACGUGAGCUUUGCUGGUUCGAGGAGAACAAGGGUGGCGAACGAAAUUAUCGCGUUAAUCUUGACUUCGAUCAGGUAACCGGCGACAUUUUGAAAGACGUGAUGCACGUGAAGUGGUCGAAGAACAAUAUCCGAGCAUUCCGAGAGUAUUCGAAACUAUUAUACGACAUGGAAUGCACUGACAAAGCUAUGAAACUUUGCAGCGCGACUGCGCUUGGAAUAUCACGAUCGAUCGUCGAAGGAGAACAAUCGUCCGAGUUACGAGAAUACGGUACGAUUCUUCUCCUUACUCUCGGUAAAUGGAUCCAGCAAGAAGCAGGUAGUAUCGAGAAUGGUCAGUUGGAACAAUUACUCGAUUUCGAAGCCGCUCACAACGACGGCUUGAUGAACAAGUUAUUCGGACCGACUACAAGUGCUAUACCCGUCUCGGAUAUGAUAAUCGGUAGAUUGACACAGUUGGGUGUAAAUCAAUGUCCUGAUCUACCCUUUGCUUGGUACAGCUUCGCCAGUUGGUGUUACAAAUGGGGAAGGAAGAUCGUGGAUAAUUCUAAUUCUGGUCAGCUGACCGAUGCUGACAGAAAGACUAUACGGGACUUGCUACCGUUCGACACCGACGAGACCGACUUGAACGCUGUCUUUUCAAUUUUAUCGCAAAGCAAAACGAUUCCAGAAGACGAGAGCGACAUCACAGACACGUCCAACGACGUGAAUACCUCCGAUAUGAUAGAGAAUCAACUACGAAGCGUUCCUGUACUAGCUGGCGCGAGUGCUGAUCGCCUAGGAAUGCUCAUAGACAUCUGGAGGCAAGCGCAGAAAAGGAUCUACUCGUAUUACGAGCUUUCUGCAAACGCAUACUUUAAAUAUCUACAGUUGGCCUCGAUCAAAGACGCCAACGACUGCGUUACUAUUACGGCUACCCUUAGAUUGUUAAGAUUGGUUGUGAAACAUGCUCUUGAGUUACAGAAUGUACUGGAGUCCGGACUUUCGUCGACUCCCACAGCACCCUGGAAAGAGAUAAUACCACAAUUAUUCUCGCGACUCAGCCAUCCUGAGUCUUACGUGAGAACACGAGUUUCAGAGUUGUUGUGCAGAGUUGCAGAGAACUCUCCGCAUUUGAUCACCUUCCCGGCGGUGGUCGGAGCCGUUUCCGGUCAGAAGAAGAAUUGCGACAAGGUUCUGUACGAGAAAGCCGAGACCGAUUCUUCUCAAAAUGAUCUGGAUUUCAUGGAAGAGGAAGAGGACAUCGGCGCUACCGAUAGUUCCGCUGCUCACGGUUACCAAGACGAGCAAGAGAAGUUUAUGGAUUGUUGUUUCACUCAAUUAGUAGAUUGCUUGUCGAACCGAAUCCAAGAUUCCAUCGAACAGGUAAAGAUACUGGUUAAGGAGUUGCGUCGAAUCACUUUAUUAUGGGACGAGCUGUGGCUGGCUACUUUGUGCCAGCAUCACACAGAAAUCUCUAAACGAUUCGAACAAUUGGAGAUGGAGGUGCAGAAGGUACAAGACAACGUCUGGUUGAGCGCCGAAGAUAAAGAUAAGUUGAUCGCUGAAAAGCAUAGAAUCAUAUUGAAACCCAUUGUCUUUAUAUUAGAAAAUCUAUCGGCUAUGACUUCCGUGCCAGCUGAAACGCCGCACGAGAAAAACUUCCAGGAGAAAUUUGGCCCUUCGAUAGAGGAAGCUAUAAACAAAUUAAACAAUCCAAAGAAUCCUGCUAAACCCCAAAUCGCCAGUAUGUGUUUGAAGCAGUUGGAAAGCAAACUUGCCCAACGCGUGCAUAGACGCGCUACUUAUACUCUCUCUAUGAACGACAUCAGCCCGGUGUUGGCCAAUUUGAGAAGCACGUGCAUCGCUAUGCCAGGUGUUGCUGCCAAUGAUAAUAAAAUCAUCACCAUCGAGUCGGUCGACAACAAUGUUCAAAUACUACCGACAAAGACCAAGCCAAAGAAAUUAAUUUUCCAUGGCUCUGACGGACACGUUUACACGUAUCUGUUCAAAGGACUGGAGGAUCUUCAUUUGGACGAAAGAAUCAUGCAAUUCCUGAGCAUAUGUAACACGAUGAUGUCAAAGAAAGUCGAUUCUAAAAAGGUGUACAGGGCACGUCAUUAUUCUGUUAUACCAUUAGGACCACGAUCAGGUUUGAUACAAUGGGUCGACGGUGUCACGCCUUUGUUCGUACUUUACAAAAGGUGGCAGCAAAGGGAGAGCGCUGUGCAAAAUAAGACUGGUAGUUCAGCGAUAUUGCGACCCUCUGAACUGUUUUACAACAAAUUAACACCUUUGUUGAAAGAGCGAGGGAUCAGUUUGGAGAAUAGAAAAGAAUGGCCGAUUCAGAUUUUGAAACAAGUGUUGGCCGAGUUAAUGGCUGAAACACCAAAGGAUUUGUUGGCAAAGGAGAUUUGGUGCAACAGUAUAAACGCUGGCAGUUGGUGGCAAGCAACCAAAAAUUAUUCAUACUCCGUCGCUGUAAUGUCGAUCAUUGGAUACAUCAUUGGAUUGGGUGAUAGACACUUGGAUAACGUGUUGGUUGAUUUGAACACAGGAGAGGUUGUGCACAUCGAUUACAACGUUUGCUUUGAAAAAGGCAAAACUUUACGAGUUCCAGAGAAAGUGCCAUUCAGAAUGACUCCAAAUAUAAGAACAGCGUUAGGAGUAACUGGUGUAGAGGGUAUAUUCCGGUUAGCGUGUGAGAAUACGCUUCGAGUGAUGCGCAGAGGACGAGAAACUCUGUUGACUUUAUUGGAAGCGUUUAUUUAUGACCCACUGGUCGAUUGGAGAGCUGGCGCAGACAACAGCAUCGCUAGUUACGGAGCGUGUCAAGCUAGAGCAAGGUGCACUGGUAUUGGGAGAAAACAGCUGGAACAGGAACUGACGCGAGCAAUGUUUGCCGUUCGAACAGCGGAAAUGCGUGCCGAAUGGUUGGCAAAUAGGGAUGAAUUGAUUAAGAUCUUUCCAUUGUUGUGUCACCAUUUAAAUUGUUGGAUCGAAGCAACCGAUGCCACGCGUCAGUGUCAGGAUUUAUUACAAGACAGACACCAACAGCUUGCCUUGGUCAAGGAGGCACAGGCAAUGGGACGUAAUCAUCCUUUGUACUCUGUGAUCAAACGUUACAAUUCGUUCAAACGAGCACGCGAUGCUCACGAGAAAGCGAAAGCUGGAUUGAAAGAAAAGAUAGAAGAUUGUGAGAAGCAGAUCAACAUGCAUAAUAUGGCACUUUCGGCGGUACGGGGCCCUCAGUUGGGACAAUGGCUGGCAGAAUUGGGAACGUCUACGAAUCAGGAGGACCACGUUGUAUUUGAUCUCGUGAAAGAAUUUUUACAGAACGCUGGUCAAAGUCAGAUGAUUCUUCAAUGCGAACAAUCGGAAAACGAACUAACUCAAUUGGCCACACAGCAAUCUAUUUUAAUACGAAGUUGUUUGGACCUUUUGAGUCAGUACUCGGCAAUUUGUAGCCUUUAUCCGUUGAGUAACAUGUCGCAACAUCGUACAGUGCGUUAUCACGGUUGGGCUAAUCAGCUGUUGAGUUCUGGAAGCGUCGAGGCGUGCUGCGAUGUCAUGGCACAGUUUGAAAAUACUUUCGAUCCGAUAAAGAGUUCGAACAAUCAGCAAGUACAACAGAUAAUAACGUUUUCGUAUCAGAUGCAAGCGAUUCUGAACGAAGCAAACGAAAGAUUGAAAAAGGCCUACGAGCGAAUGGUCUCGGAGGGUUUACCAGAUUCGAUUGGUAGAAUAGAGAAGGCGUACUCGGAAUCAAGAUUGCAGAUUCAGAACUUCUUAAGAAGGGAAAAGGGAGCGGAAAGAGCACUAGAGUGCGUUAACAUAACUGCUUUGUGCGCUCUGAAUAAAAGGUACCUGAUGAUGGAAGGUGCUGCCAAGUGCGCUGGGGAUUGUUUAGUCGAUCUCACGUCCAGAGAAGGAGAUUGGUUCUUAGACGAAAUGCGUUUAAUGUCCUCGUUAAUUGCUGAGUUGGUCAGCUUGAUCCCGGAUUGUCACAAAACUAACAAUGAUCCCAAGAUAUCUCUUAUAUUAAAAUGUUUAAGAGGAUCCGACUGUAUAUACAAAGGGUUGCAAGAGUUGAAUUACAAUUUCCACACGAUCAUUCUACCCGAAGCAAUGAAGACUAUCAUAACGGAGGAGCCGACAGUGAUCAGAAUGAUCGGUGAACUGACCGAGAUAAUCGUAUCGCCUGGAAUACCGCUGGGGGAUAUCUUAGGACAACUGGAAAUGCAUUUAAGAUUCACCGUCAUGGAGAUGGAAAGUCCUCACGCGGUAAUACAGAGCAUAGUAAAUAACAUGAGAUUGCGAUUCGAGGCUUUAUUGUCUCGGCCUGCCGAGAUUCAAGAACCAAAUCAAGACGAGACUUUAACACCUGGCCAGAUGCUUCUGAUGGGUUUCAAUGGGUUAUUCGAGAAACUCCAGAUGGAAGGUAACGCGUUGAUCGCUACUUUAAGCACCCUCGAUAUUCCACCUUCCUGGCGUAAGAUCGAUCAAAUUCGAGAAGCGAAAGAAAUGUCCGCGCCGAUAUUCAAUAAAACAGCUUGUCAGGUUUUGGAAGACAUGUUCCUUGUCAAAAGAUUGCAUACUAUACAAGAGUUUUUCAUGAUGUGCAGAGACAUAGCGACCGCUUUCAAAGGCGGUUUAGCGAACGUUUACGACGACGAACGAUUAAAUAAACCAAUAAGAAUAUUUACAGCCGAUUAUGUGUCCAGGCAGUUGCUCGGUGUUACCUCUCAAACGUUGGCCAUCGGUCUUUGCUUCUUACUGCAGAGAAUGGGGCUAAGCGUUACCACCGAGAUCGAACAGAGGGAUAUCGGGGCCGAGAGUAAAGUAUCUAUAGAGGAAUUGUGCAGGAAAGUAGUUGAUCUUUGCAUGAAGAGAGGUUUUUUCUCGGGAUCUGUUCUGGCACAAGCGAGUGCUCUUAGUAGUACUCUUGAAAGCGCUUGGCGAAGAAAGCAGAGCGCCAGAUUCGCGCAACAAUGCGUCGAGGUAACAAGAGCUAGUAUGCAAAGACUUCAGUUGCAGCUAACUGCUCACCAUUGGUUGCACGAGGACAGUUUACUAAUCAGGUCGAACGUUAAUUUAAUGAAUCCUUUGAAUCGCUCCGCGUUUAUGCUGGAAUUACGAAAAACCGCCGCAGCGUUGACUGGUUUACAAUCUCGAGUAUGCGAAGCGCGUGAACAGCAACAGAAUCUCGUUUCUAGCGCAGUCCAGCGAUUAAAAUGGGCUGCCGGAGCUAAUCCAGCACUCGGUGAGGUGAUGUCCGCGUUCGAUAACGCCGUGCUCGCCUCCUGCGAGAAAUUAACCCGGCAACACAAUCUCGCGACCAGCGUGAUCAGCACUUGUAACUCGAUACUGCACUACGAGGCUUUGCGAACCAGAACUUCCGAAAGCGUGACCCACGACACUAAUUUCGUUAAGCUGGUCAAGCAUUGGGAAGAAAGUUGUAUUUUGACAAUAAAUCUGAACAUUACUGUAACCGCGAUCGAGGAGAGUCUGGUAGAAUUGUUACAGAUGGAAAGCAACGUUGACAUGAAUUGGUUAAAGCAAGCAGAACGAUUUAUUUCCGAGGCGAUACUCGAUGUACAGAAGAAGCUACAAGAGAAACAGGAAGGUUUGCUUGCAGCGCAGGAACAUUUAAGGGAACGUGUGUUGAAUCUGCAAAGGGUGUUGACCGAACAUCAUAGGCUGAUGUCAGACGUUCGAAUUUUACUGCGUUCUAUGGUGAAGCAAGAGAACAUUGAAGGUUUGCAAGAAUUUCUCUCUUCCUAUAGAUCUUUCACCGAAAGCAUAUCGGCGAUCGUGAAGGAACUCGAAUCCGAUAUCCUCGACGUGAACCGAGGUAGAGUAAUUAAACAAGACUUGGAGAACAUGGCAACUACGGUGCCGAAUCUGUACAAUGAACUAUUAGAGUUUGCUAAUGAGAGGAAAAUGAAUUCAGUGAAGAUGCUCGAGAAACAAAAAGAGACUGAGAAAGAGAAAGAAAGGGAAGGAGAAAGGGAGAAUGAAAUAGAGGCUUCGAACAUCGGUUUGAUGAAGAAGAAAGGGAAAUUAAUGAGGCAAGAGGGUGUGUGUUACAGCCCUAGAAAGGGAGUUCCAUUGGCUCGAGAUCCAACCACGGGGAAAGCUGUCCAAGAGCGAAACGCUUACGCCCUUAACGUAUGGCAUCGCGUACGAAUGAAAUUAGAAGGAUGCGAUCCACAUCCGAAUCGUAAAUACACGACAGCUGAACAGGUGGAAUACGUUAUACGUGAAGCUCAGAGUACCGACAAUUUAGCCCUUUUGUACGAGGGUUGGACGCCAUGGGUCUGAACGAAAGCAGAUCGACGCGGUCGCGUCGAUGGUUCAAUGCUCGUUACACACGGUACUCGAGUCCGUACCGUUCUUCGCUCUACGCUCGACGGAGCCAGCUCUCUGUCCAACCAGGUGUGAAGUACAUCUUCGUAUCACCUGGAAGAGAAAGUCUGUGUCCGCAAAGAUGCCGCGUGAAGUUCGGCAGCGCGCACUUGCAUUCAGGGAAAUCCUUACGCGAUCCGUGAUCCGCGAUCGAACUUCGAUUUUGGCACCGAUUCUAUGAUUAUCUCAAAAAUCUCUCGUUAACUGUGACGUACCGUACAUAUUAUCUAAUGACAUUUCGUUUUACUUAUGCUUCAGCUACGAAAUCUUAAUCGAAACAACUUGUACCAAAAAUUAUUGAUCAGAUUGUCGAUGGAAAAAAAAUAUAAUAUAGAAAUAACUUUGGGAGAAAGAAUACAUCGAUUCUGGUAUGUUUAAACGAUUACGAUAGAUUUGAGAAAAGCAUAGAAUCUGCCAUAUCUUUGGGAUAACGAGGCAACGACUGGAAGUUUAGGCAGCGAUGCGGAGAAGCUCGACGAUCAAUGCGUCGAUGGUGGCACUCGAAACUUUAACGAGAACAUCGGUGGUGACACGUUAACUGCCACGGACAUUCAUUCAUUCAUUCGAAGAAACGGCCCUUCUCUUGACAAUUUAUAUAUCAUUUCUCUAAUAUUUUAGCCAAUGUAUCGGUCGGUCGGUCGAAUUUUAUUGCCGUUCGCUUUACGUUUAUAGAUUUCUUUGCAAUGAUUCAAAGCGGGACCAAGAAUGACGACGUUAUUACCAAAUUACUACAACGUAACCAAGGUUCGUUAUGAUAUAUUUUACGUAUUCGUAUUCACGAUUUGAUAUGAUUUCUAAAUCAUUGCGAUCAACAUUUUUGUAUUUCUUCAUUUUCAUUGCCGUUUCUUAAAUAAUAGGACGAUGCUUUUUCAAUCAGUCGACAAUUUAAACACUGCUUUACAACAAAUACUGAAUUUUAUAUUUGCAGGAGUAAAUUCGUCAAAAUUAUUCUUCAUUUUAUAUUUAACAAUGAUUUUAUUGAAAAAAAAAUACUUUAACAACGGUUGUAAUAAUCGAUCACCGAUCUACAAUAGCCCAAAAUAGUGAGAACAUCGAAAAAAAUGAUAGCGUUGCAAAUACCUUACAGAAAUUUGUUCCUUUUUGUAUUUAAAAAAAAAAGAAAAAAGAAAAAAAAAAUGUACGAUGAUCAGAACGAAUACUUGAUCAUCGAUUUUCUCUUUUUAUUUGUGAGGGAAAAGGGGAGGGAGAGAAGGUCGCAGUUUAUAAUUAAUAAAGUUUAUGGUAUAUAUAAAACUAUGAAGAAAGAUGUAUUCCCUUCGGUUUAAUUACACUUCUGAGAAGCAUUCUUGUCUGCGAUUCAUUUACUGUAUACCUCUUUUCAAUGCAAUGCUAAUUCUUUCCUUUUUAAUCAGAAUUCUUCGAACAUUUUUCUACUACUUCAUUGAGAAACAUUUUUUUUUUAAUUGUAUAUCAUAAAAAGUUUGUAUUUAAAGUCCUUCCCCUCUUUCUCACAUUUCAAUCGCUACUCAGAAAGGAUCAUACUCAUAACAGGUACAUAAAAUAAAACUCUCAGUAAACGAAUAAAUGUAAUUUUUUAAUAAAUCACAUUGUACAAUUCUAUAUUACAA
Osmia bicornis bicornis is the source of this 13243-nucleotide messenger RNA. It is a transcript of the gene nonC, whose product is annotated as serine/threonine-protein kinase SMG1. The record is from RefSeq and is a predicted model, not a curated record. Lineage: Eukaryota; Metazoa; Arthropoda; Insecta; Hymenoptera; Megachilidae. Gene Ontology annotation, molecular function: protein binding; protein serine/threonine kinase activity. The transcript is spliced from 16 exons. Gene Ontology annotation, biological process: phosphorylation; nuclear-transcribed mRNA catabolic process, nonsense-mediated decay; TOR signaling. The coding region runs from base 546 to 11570 and encodes 3674 amino acids. Gene Ontology annotation, cellular component: nucleus; TORC2 complex; TORC1 complex.